Molecule: messenger RNA, 4760 nt
Organism: Gigantopelta aegis
Lineage: Eukaryota; Metazoa; Mollusca; Gastropoda; Neomphalida; Peltospiridae
Product: metal cation symporter ZIP14-like
Exons: 9
Coding region: 254-1855 (533 amino acids)
Biological process (GO): zinc ion import across plasma membrane; intracellular zinc ion homeostasis
Cellular component (GO): membrane
Molecular function (GO): zinc ion transmembrane transporter activity
Source: RefSeq, a predicted model, not a curated record
UGACGCCUGACAUGUGCUGUGGUGGAGUACGUUGGUGUCAGCUGUAAACGUGUUUUCAUAUUUGUUUCGUCGUCUGUUAAUUCAGAUUAUUAGAAGAAGAAUCCGCCAUAUUUUCCGACAGCCAGGAAAAGAACAAUUACUCGAAUUGUUAAUUAAAUACCGACAAUUAAAUAUCAAAUAACAUUUGUCAUCCUGUUUCCCACUGUAUCUGCUUUCUUUAAGUUUAAUUUAGAACCGUGAAGCGUGAACAAUCAUGUGUUACUGGAACUUCAUCUCGGAACAGAAAAUGAAAGUGAACUUCGCUUUAUUUACUUUAAUCUUAUUAAUGUCUGUUGAAAGGACGAAAAAUCAAAGUGUUAAAUUUGAACCUGAAAAUGUCACAACAGUGUUUGUACAGAGAAUUGUGGAAGAUUUUGGUUCAAACGGAACCAUAGGUUUAAUUGAACUGGAUGAUUUUUUGCCUUCAGAAUACAGAGAUUUCAGUAGUUGUCUAAUGAAUGUGACAACCACACAGUCUUUGACAGCGUGUUUGGAAAAAAAGUGUAUCAGCGCGAGAGAUAUAUUCCAGCUGUACUCGUUUGCCCUGUCUCACGAGCUGACGUUUCAAGAUGUACAAGAGUUAUCUCCCGCUCUGUUGUACUCCAUGAUGAAAACUGACUGUGGUCAAACUAAAUCUAACAACACUAGUCAUGAUGAGGGAAGGGUUCGACCACAGCCACUCGCAGUGUGGGGUUUUGGUUUUCUGUUUGUGACGGUGAUCAGCCUGUGUUCCCUGAUUGGGGUGAUCGUCUUGCCGUGUAUGAAGAGAUCCAUCUAUCGUCUCGUCCUUGUCUACAUGGUGGCGCUAGCUGUGGGCAGUCUGGCUGGAAGUGGACUCUUGUUUCUUAUACCAGAGGCAUUUGGUCUGGUUGGUCAGGAUGACCACAUGGGCUACAUUUGGAAGGCUACGGCCAUCAUGGGAGGAAUCUAUCUCUUCUAUCUGACCGAGCGCAUCAUGCGCAUCCUCGUCACUUGGAGAGAGAGCAGCAGUCACACACCUGGAAUUUCUAUGCGUAAAAUGAAGAAAGGUCAUAUACAAGACAACAUGGAUGAUGGUUCUGAUGGGUUGAUGAAUGUUAUUUGCUCGGUGAAGAAGAAAACUCCGGAGGGGGAGAACGCUAAAAUCUACAAGGAACCGAACAGCAUGCCGCGGAACAUCUCAAUGUGCACGGGACAGGAGCUGCUGGAGGAUAACAGUGAUGACUCCAUCGAUGCUAUCGGCAGCAGGAGCAAUCAGAAGAUGUUGGAAGAAGAAAGGACAUCUUGUAAGAAUGAAAAGAACCAGAUGAUGAAUGGGGAAGUGAGGUAUGAGUUGGGUGAGACAAAGAAAACCAUUAAGCCAGUGGCGUGGAUGAUCAUAUUUGGAGACGGUCUGCACAACUUCAUCGAUGGUUUGUCUAUCGGUGCGGCAUUCACGGAGAACAUUCUAACUGGAAUCAGUGUGUCGAUGGCCGUCAUCUGUGAGGAACUGCCUCAUGAACUCGGAGAUUUUGCCAUCCUACUCAACUCUGGAAUGUCUCUGAAGAAGGCGUUGCUAUUCAACUUCCUGUCGGCCUGCAUGUGUUUCCUGGGCCUGGUGUUUGGCAUUCUACUUGGGGACAUGACUGGAGCUCAUCACUAUGUGUUCGGAGUGGCCGGUGGAAUGUUCCUCUACAUAUCACUGGCAGAUAUGAUGCCAGAAAUGAAUGCUGCCGAAACUACGAACGACAAAUCGCUUGGAACAGUGACGAUAUUCAUACUACAGAAUCUUGGACUUCUUUCUGGCUAUGGUAUAAUGCUUGUCAUGGCAGUGUACAGUACUGAGAUAAAGUUUUAAUGAUAUUUUAAGUAUUACAUGGAACUCAACAAUUGUUAAAUCUUUUAGACGGGUAUUGCAUAUUACACACUUGUCUCCAUUGUAGUCUAUUAUAGAAUAUAUAUAGGAUGGUAAAGCCGGGUUCACACUGAAAUGAAUUUUGGUUUAGCCAAUUUUCAGAAUAUUUUCUUGCAAAUGAUUAAAAUGUAGUUACGGCAAAGACUAAAGGUUGUAGCCAAUUCGUAUAAAAAUUACCAUUUGGCUAAUUUGGCAACGUACAGGGUGAGCCCUGGUAAAAUUAUUGGCAAUGAAAUAAUUACUUUGUGUUAAAUUGGCUGUGUAUGUCUCUAAAUUGAUAAAGAAAAAAAUAAUUAGUUGCUGGUUGUUUUCAAAUCUCUGGUUCAUUUGGUCUCCUAGAACACUUUUUUUUUUUUGUAUUUAUUUACAUCCAAAGUAUCUUUUUCGAUUUGUCUUAUUUAAGGUAUAAUUACAUUAUUAUAUAUUUAAGUGUGUGCAUUAAAAACGUUCACCUGUGAUAGGCCCUAGGUUUAGUUUUAUUUAUUGUCUCGUCUUAUUGCGGUAAAAAGGUGAGAAAUACAGGCAUCGAAAUAAGCAAUGUGUUUGAUAACUCGUGUACAGGUUACCACCAAAUACAGAUCUGGCCUGGUGCUUAUAAAACUUUUAGAGUCUAGACUCGAAGACACUAAUGUCAUGACAAUGCCAUACAAGUUGUCUGUGUGUGACGUUACUUGAGAUUGAAUCUGAGUUUUAUAAGCACGGGCCCUGGUAACCUAUACAUUUGUAUUUCCAUUAUUAUUAUUACUACACCCAAAAGCCAAUUUGUAUUUUGUGCUGGGGUGUCGUUCAUUCAUUCAUUCUGUAAAAUCCCUGCACAGACACACUUGAUACUUCGUUACUCAUUCAUAUUACUGUUCUUACUGUACUGAUACUGUAUGUGUAUGUAAAUAACUCAUCACAAUUUAGCUUAGUUGAGUACAUGUGGAAAAUGAAGAACCCUCCUUGACCUGUGGUCACCUCUUGAUAACAUGAAUGACCGUUCUCGACUUAUUUCGAUGUCUGGUAUAGGUAUUACUUUUCCAAAGGUGGAAGCAAUGGUGACGGCUUCAACUUUUGUAUUAAAGUUUCAUGUUUAGAUCCCUUUCUCACAAACUGUAAGUCCUAGAUUAGUGAAACUUGGUUUAUAGUUCCACCUAUGAAUGUUCAUCAUAGAGCACCAAAAAUGUGUAUUUUAAACACAUUUAUUUCACUUAAUUUUAAAUUUAAUUUUUAUUUUUUAAAUCUAUUUAGCUUGAGCAACUGCUGUAAUCUGCUUUAUUUUCAACAGUUAUACCACUGUUCUUGCCAUUUUAAAUUUGCCAUCAUUCUGAAAAUUGGUAAUUCAGCUGCACUUUUCAAAAACAUAUCAAAAUGGUGGCCAAUGACGACUGAAAGGAUCAGCUUAAGCCACAGGCUGGUUAGAAUCAGAGAUGAUCAAUAACUCUCUGAUGGGCGUAGAUCUGUAAUGACACAUUAUCGCUGUCUAUCAAGUAAACUGCCUAAAACCGCUUACAAAAAUACGUCUUUAAGAUUCUCCUAAAGGUGGUAAUAACCAUUAAUGCAAGGACACAGAAGGAAAUUGUGAUGGUCACUGUUUUUAUAUGUAGUCUAGAAAUCCUGAAAAAGUGUUUAUAUAUAGUUUGCAUGAUGACAAUAAUGUUUAUUAUGAUGAGGUAAAAUAUGUUAAUAUAUCAAGAUAUAUAGAACUUGAGGAGAUUAAAGAAACGCAUGUAGUUAACCAAACAGGGUAAUGAACUCAACUUGGUUUACAAAAUUGGAGUUAUUUCCCAUUAAUGGCUAAUUAUUUAUUUACAAGAGUUAUUUCCUCUUAACCAUAAAAUGUUUGUGUAAAUUUCUUAAUUUAUUUUAAAAGAUACAAUGAAAUGGGUUAGUUUGUUAGUAUAAUGUUCAAUCAAAAUUCUUAUAUUUAAUGUUUUGAAAGUUGAUUAAUAUGUACAAGGUAUAGAAACGUACGUUAGAUACUAGUCAAAUUCUACAGCAUAUUUUUAAUACAUAUGAGAUGUAUAUUUUUUAGAAUUUGAUUUAUAUAAAAUAUUGUUUUGUUUUGUGUUAUUUUAUUAACUGUUCUGUUUGAAGCAACAUUUUGUCACUAGACUACAUGUUGAUUUAGCUGUUCUGUUUGAAGCAACAUUUUGUCACUAGACUACAUGUUGAUUUAGCUGUUCUGUUUGAAGCAACAUUUUGUCACUAGACUACAUGUUGAUUUAGCUGUUCUGUUUGAAGUGGCAUUUUGUCACUAGACUACAUUUUAUUUGACUCUUGUCUCAGCCUUUAAACUUACAAAUGACCUGGAAUUAUUAUUUACUUUUUAUUUAUUAUAUUUUAAGCACAAUCAUUAUGUUGCCUAUUAUAUUGUGAACUGAGUACAUGAAUUGUUUUAAAUGUUUGAAUCAUAAUAAUGUGAAUCAUAAUACGUGAAUUAAGAAUGACAUGAGUUCCAGCGUGAUUUGUGGAACUGGGAAUUCAGAAUGUGAACUAAAAUGUAAAAAAUAACAAUGGUGCUGGAUAAUCCAAACACAUGUAUUGUUUCAGCUGUUACAAAUGACAAUAUUUAAUAUAACAUAUAUCACAACUACAUGAUGCAGGGUUAGAAAAAUCCACUAGCCCUCAGUCCCAGCUGGUGAAUUUUUGGUCUGCACUAGUGGAAAUUAUCAACUAUAUUACUAUAAUACAUAGGGUACAAGCCAAAGCUUUUGUGAUGGCUAGUGACUUCCUCAAACAUUUGUUGAUCCCCGUCGGUGGGCCCAUUGGGCUAUUUCUCGUUCCAGCCAGUGCACCAUGACUAGUAUAUCAAAGGCCGUGGUAUGUGCUACCCUGUCUGUGAGAUGGUGCAUAUAAAAGAUCUCUU